UGACGGCAUCGCAUCAGUUUCAGUUUCCAUUUCCUCUCCAUAAAAGCACAGACCUAAGGGCCAGAGCCAGGGCUUGGAAACCUCAUCGGCACUCGCUUGCUAUCCACCAGCAGAACAGAACAUCAGCCUGGACCCCAGCUUCUCAGAAUCCAGGGACACAGCCAUCAUGAGUGAGGUCAACAAGAACUCUCUGGAGAAAAUCCUUCCACAGCUGAAAUGCCAUUUCACAUGGAAAUUACUUAAGGAAGAAAGUGUCUCCCAUGAUCUAGAAAAUAGAGUGUGUAACCAGAUUGAAUUUUUAAACACUGAGUUCAAAGCUACAAUGUACAACUUGCUGGCCUACAUAAAACACCUAGAUGGUCAGAACGAGGAGGCGCUGGAAUGCUUGCGGCAAGCUGAAGAGUUAAUCCAGCAGCAGUACCCUGACCAAGCAGAAAUCCGAAGCCUGGUCACCUGGGGCAACUAUGCCUGGGUCUACUAUCACAUGGACAGACUCUCAGAAGCUCAAGUCUACGUAGACAAGGUGAAACAAGUGUGUGAGAAGUUUUCAAAUCCUUACAGCAUUGAGUGUCCUGAGCUUGACUCUGAGGAAGGGUGGACCCUGCUACAGUGCGGAGCAAAGCGAAAUGAAAGGGUGAAGGCGUGUUUUGAGAAAGCUCUAGAAGAGAAACCCAACAACCCAGAAUUCUCCACGGGGCUGGCAAUCGCCAUGUACCGUCUGGAUGAUAAACCACCGAAGCAGUUCUGUGUCAGUGUUCUGAAGCAGGCCAUUGAGCUCAACCCCGACAAUCAGUACGUCAAAGUUCUCUUGGGCCUGAAAUUGCAAAAGAUAAAUCAAGAAGCUGAAGGGGGGCUGUUGAUAGAAGAGGCCUUGGAGAAAGCUCCUGGCCAAACAGAUGUCCUCCGCAGUGCAGCCAAAUUUUACCAAAGAAAAGGUGAUCUAGACAAAGCAAUUGAACUGUUUCAAAAGGUGUUGGAAUCCUUGCCCAACAAUGCCUACAUCUAUCGCCAGAUCGCAUGCUGCUAUCGGGCAAAAGAGAAACAAAUGCAGAGCACAGAGGACUCUGAAGCUGGUGGGAAUAGAGAGAAGAUGGAAGAACUACGGAAAUCUGCUAUGGACUAUUCAAAUAAAGCUAUCGAGAAGGGACUGAAUCCUCUGUAUGUAUAUUCUGAUCUCACUGAGCUGGAAUCAGAAGAAUGUUAUCAGACAGCUUUUGAUAAGGCGGAGAGAAAACAACUGCAUCAGGGCUAUUCCAACUCUCAGGAGCAAAAUGGGAAGUCUGAAGACACUCCUGUCCAGCAUCAUUUAAGCACAAAAUCUACUGCGAAUGGAGCUGAAGGGCAGCUUCCACGGAAUUCUUGGUAUCUCCAAGGAUUAACUCACAAGCUGAAUGGAGAUCUGCUGCGAGCAGCUGAAUGUUUUGAGAAGGAACUGGGCCACCUCCUGAGGAACAGCCCUUCCGGCAUAAGCAGUUUUUUCCUGCCAGCAGAGGAGCUUGAAGAAGGCAGAGAGGAAGUGGGCCAGGGCGCAGGCAGCUCCACUCUAAGCAAGCUCUCUGAUCCCUCAGCUGACACAGAGGAGUGAAAGGAACAGAGAGGGGGAAGCCUGGAUUGGUGGUUGUGAGAGGGAGAAGGUUGGAAAGGCAGGAGUUCCCUAAUCUGAGUUUGAUGAGCAAGGUGGUCUUGUUUAUGGUUUUCCGGUACAUGGUUAGAGAGUUGUUUUCUCAUGUCUAUGUCUGUCUCCCUUGUUCUAUACCAGCCACACUCAGUUGUCUUGUAACAUAUGACACCCAGGAACAGCACUUCAGCCCUGGGAGAUGUGAUUAUCUCAGUUUGCACUCAGUUCACCAGAAAUCCCCCGUUUCUGCCCUGCUUGCCAAGGGUCAUAGCUGGUAGACUGCCUACCAACAGAAUCUCACCUCCUCACCCCAUUACUGUUUAACCUUCUGGGCCUCCUAGAAGACUAGCUUUUGACUAACCCUGCAAUUUACCUUCCAUGUUGUGCUUGACCUCAGCCAUGUAUAUAUAUGUAUUUUUGAUAGUGUUACUAUAGUAAAUACUAGUAUGUAUUGUUGCUAGUAAUGCUACAAUAAAUGUCAAAAUUUCUACUCAGGAUA
Molecule: messenger RNA, 2117 nt
Organism: Myotis lucifugus (little brown bat)
Lineage: Eukaryota; Metazoa; Chordata; Mammalia; Chiroptera; Vespertilionidae
Gene: IFIT3
Product: interferon induced protein with tetratricopeptide repeats 3
Exons: 2
Coding region: 167-1585 (472 amino acids)
Biological process (GO): defense response to virus
Cellular component (GO): cytosol
Molecular function (GO): protein binding
Source: RefSeq, a predicted model, not a curated record